ACGUUAUCUGUCAUGAAAUUGUAGUAUUAGCGUGUAAACCUCGAUAAUAAAUUUGUUUGAUCGCGAACUUUCUAGAUCAUUCACUGGCCACUAAACUCGUCUCUUUUAUACUUCUUCUGUAGUAUGCUACUCUUCUGCUCUUUUUUCUUCAGCCUCAUGUGAUUCGAAUUAAAUAUUCCUAAAAUACGCUUAAACCUGCUCUUGUAGCUAAUAUUUUCGCUGUUGUUUUUUUUUACACGUAAUUUGAAUUGUGCAAUCGUCCAGCCAUACUACUAUCCUGUUUGACGCGAGUCCGAUCCAUUUAUUAUAUAUUUGACUAUUUGGCGAUCUGAUCAAUUUCGUUUGACAGUGAUUUUGCAAGGUGAUUUGUUACUAUGGUGGACGCAGUGCCUGCUAUGUUUGGCUUAUUAGUCAGCGGAAGACUGGUACGGACAGAUUUUGAACGUUUAGAAGAAACAAAAUUUAUGAUAACUAUCAACUCUGCUGAAUCUGUAAAUUACAUUUGUGUGUUUUUGACCGGUCUUGUGCCAUUUCCUGAGGGAACAGCUGGUUCAGUGUACUUCAGUUGGCCAGAUGAAAAUGCAAAACCGAAUUGGCAACUUUUAGGUAUUUUGUCCAAUAACAAGCCGUCUGCCAUUUUUAAGCUUUCAAAUUUGAAACAACAUUUUGAUGUAACAAACCAACCAACAAAUGCAUUUAGCCAAUUCCCAUCCAUUUCUAUAAAUGCUCAAAUUGGUAUUUCCAUUGAACCUUUAUUAAAUGCUGAAUUGCAAACAACCAGCAUAGAACCAGCACAAAAUGUAUCAACAUUUGUAGAGUUUACUCAAAAAAUGGUACAAAAUUUGUAUAAUUAUGUAUCUAGUUAUGCAGUUGAUGGUGGUCCACAGCAGACACCUAUGGUACCACUUUACUUAGUUCAAAAAUGGUAUGAAAACUUUGAGAGGAAAUUAAAUUUAAAUCCAAAUUUUUGGAAAUCCUAGUAUUCAAUUUUUAAUAUACACCUAGUUUUUUUUUUGAUACUUAGUGUAAUAGGAUUUAUUUGUUACUAAAAUGAUAAAUUCACAUAAAAUAAUAUAUUAUGUAACUAUUUUACAAGUAAUAUACAAAGACUGUCUAAAUUAUUAUUAAUGAUAGUCUUUAGGUUUAAGAUAUGUGCCUUAAGUUAAUAAUAAAAC
This is a messenger RNA of Melanaphis sacchari, 1175 nucleotides long. Its product is annotated as protein OPI10 homolog. Gene Ontology annotation, molecular function: nuclear import signal receptor activity; Hsp70 protein binding. The coding region runs from base 375 to 980 and encodes 201 amino acids. The record is from RefSeq and is a predicted model, not a curated record. Gene Ontology annotation, biological process: protein import into nucleus. The transcript is spliced from 3 exons. Lineage: Eukaryota; Metazoa; Arthropoda; Insecta; Hemiptera; Aphididae. Gene Ontology annotation, cellular component: cytosol; nucleus.